Messenger RNA from Labrus bergylta (ballan wrasse), 6158 nucleotides. RefSeq names its product copine VII (gene cpne7). Gene Ontology annotation, biological process: cellular response to calcium ion. The record is from RefSeq and is a predicted model, not a curated record. Gene Ontology annotation, cellular component: plasma membrane. Gene Ontology annotation, molecular function: calcium-dependent phospholipid binding. Lineage: Eukaryota; Metazoa; Chordata; Actinopteri; Labriformes; Labridae.
CAGCAGCCUAACCAAUGAGUUUCAGUGGAGGAAAAAAAAAAAGAUAAUCAAGCAGUGUGUUAAUAUGGGAGAGGAUUUAACAAGUGUUUGAGAGUAAGGAACAACGAAAGUCAAAAGAGCCUGUCUCCAGGGAGCGUGUCUUGUCUUUACUGAGCUACCCACCACUAUAUUUACCCGUCCCCUCGGAGCCACAACCAACAUCCUCACACCACUCACACCGCUCCACUGGUUCGCAGUUCCUUUUGCCCUGAGCCAAGAUGAAUGACGUUCAGGAGGCCACCUCCCCUGCCACCAGCCUCAGCGGCCCGGCUACCUGCGUCUCCAAAGUGGAGCUGCGGGUGUCUUGCAAAGCUCUGCUGGACCGAGACACGCUGAACAAGUCAGACCCCUGUGUCAUACUCAUGGUACAGACCAACGGGCAGUGGACAGAGCUCGACAGGACAGAAGUGAUCAAGAGCAACUUGCACCCGGUCUUUGCCAAGGUUUUCUCAUUGGACUACUACUUUGAGGAGGUCCAGAAGCUGCGAUUUGAAGUCUAUGACAUCCACGGCACCCACAGCAUCGGGACCCGUGAUGACGACUUUCUGGGUGGGGUGGAGUGCACCCUGGGCCAGAUUGUGGCCCAAAAGAAGAUGAUGAAGCCUUUGCUGCUGAAGUAUGGAAAAUAUGCGGGCAAAUCCACCAUCACGGUCCAUGCCGAGGAAAUCUCUGGCAACAACGGAUAUUUGGAGCUCUCCUUCUGUGCCAAGAAGCUCGAUGAUAAGGAUCUCUUCAGUAAGUCGGACCCUUUUUUGGAAAUUUACCGAAUCAAUGACGAUGAAACUGAACAGCUUGUGCACAGAACUGAGGUGAUUAAAAACAACCUCAAUCCUGUGUGGGAGCCUUUCAAAGUGUCGCUCAUAUCCCUGUGCAGCUGUGAUGAGGACCGCAAGCUCAAGUGCCUAGUGUGGGAUUACGACUCCAGGGGGAAGCAUGACUUCAUCGGCGAGUUCUAUGCCACGUUCAGGGAAAUGCAGAAAAUCUCCAGUGGGAAUAAGGUGACGUGGGAUUGUGUGAAUCCAAAGUACAAACAGAAGAAGAGAAACUAUAAAAAUUCAGGAGUUGUCAUCCUCAGUGACCUGAAGCUCCACAGAGUUUACUCCUUUUUGGAUUACAUCAUGGGAGGAUGCCAGAUCCACUUUACGGUUGCUAUUGACUUCACGGCAUCCAAUGGAGACCCCAGGAACAGCUGCUCUUUGCACUACAUCAACCCUUACCAGCCCAACGAGUACCUGAAGGCUCUGAUAGCAGUAGGAGAGAUCUGUCAGGACUAUGAUAGUGACAAAAGAUUUUCCGCUUUGGGAUUUGGUGCCAGAAUCCCUCCAAAUUAUGAAGUGUCUCAUGACUUUGCCAUUAAUUUCAACCCAGAAGAUGAUGAAUGUGAAGAGAUCCAAGGAGUGGUUGAGGCAUACCAGAACUGCCUCCCUAAGAUCCAGCUGUACGGCCCAACAAAUGUUUCUCCCAUCAUUACCAGGAUAGCUAAGCUGUCAGCAGGUGACGGUAACAUUAAAGAUGCGUCUCGGUACCACAUCCUGCUCAUCCUGACCGAUGGUGUUGUGACAGACAUGGCAGACACGCGUGAAGCCAUUGUUCGAGCCUCCUACCAGCCUCUUUCCAUAAUAAUUGUUGGUGUGGGCAAUGCAGACUUCACAGACAUGCAGAUUUUGGAUGGAGAUGAUGGAGUCCUACGUUCACCGAAGGGCGAACCAGUCCUCAGGGACAUUGUGCAGUUUGUGCCCUUCAGAGACUUCAAAACGGCUUCACCUGCAGCCUUGGCCAAAUGUGUUCUUGCCGAGGUGCCAAAGCAAGUAGUGGAGUACUACAGCCAUAAGGCCAUCUCCCCUAUGUGUCCUCAGAGGGAUUUACAUACCCCCAUCCUCACCCCACUCGCCACCACCCCGACAGAAUAACCACCCAUCCUGUUCCUGGGACCAAGCUUUGACCGCAGCACCAGUCUGGAUAACUGAGAUGGAGAAAGGACGCAUGCUUUGCGAUAAUGGACAUGGAACAGAAAGAAUACCUUACAUGUGGGUUGUUACUCAUUUAUUUCAUUUUUCACUGCUGACAAAGUGUUUACGUGCAGACAGUGGGAAAAGGGACUGUGUGUUUUUUUUCCUGCUCAGUUUUGAUCCAGCGCUUUUAUUUAGCUGUGAAAAACGAGCAACCAGGUGUUUCAGCAUCAUGUGACUUAAAGGAUUUCCCCCCUAACUCCCCCCCCCCCUAAAAUUGUAUGCAUGCAGGCCAUCCCUUCAUACUGAUCUAUUGAUUGGGUGCUGGAUUAUUAUUCCUAACAGACCAUGAAUUUAAGCACCUCAAAUUGUCUAUUAUAUUACUCUUUACCUUAUGUCAAAUGUUUGGAAAAUGUUUAACAUGUACAAAGGGAAUGCUAUGUUAAAAUUAGAUUUCUCAACUUGACCCUACUAACAAGAUCUAAUCCAGAUGUUACAGAUGAUUCACAGAAAGUUGGAAGAAAACAUGCUGCUAUAGGCCUGGUGUUACAUUUAACCUUUCCUUUUGUGCUAUAAUGUAAUUCUGUAUAGCUGCAGGAGUGGCCACAUCUUGGACUACAGAAGAUAUAUUUUCAGACAGAAACAAAUCACAAUUCCUAAAACAAGUAUUUGUAGUUAAAUACAAAUGAGCUAUUUAUUAAGUUUCGCAAAAUGCUCUGUUCCACAGUGCACCAGCCAUCCCCAUCACACCGAAAAGCCUGUUUGUCACUGCAUUUCCUACAAAUGACACCAACCCCUACCCAACAUGUAUGAAGCAAAUGACAAAUCCUUGUUUUGAUCUCAUCCAAUCCAGUCCUGUUUACCGUUCACAUUUGGGAAACUGCAGGAGCCAUAACUACAUUUGCUAUAGUUAUUUUCAGUUAUGACACAGAACUAACAAGACAGCCGAAUACAGCCAGGUCACCAGCUAGCAGGUUGAAGUAGUUCCACCUUUUCAGAGGUAAGCGUUUCAUAAAAGUUAGAAAAAAAAAAAUGUCUCCAACAGUUCUGAAUGAUCGUACCCUCAUUUUCUGUCUUUUUUAAGAUGAUUGCGGUACAAGCUGUGAUAUCAUGCUGCGUGUCAGGUGAACCUUUUCCCUUUGAAUUUUUUUGUUAUCGUUGUCAUCUCUUAGCCAGCUGUCAGACAGGUAGCAACCUUACGCUGUAUGUCUCAUUAUUUUUUCUCCUCUGCUGCUAUAUUUUUUUGUUGAAGGAACACAAUUCUUCUUGAUCUUUCAUGAAGAAUUUAAGUAGUGACGAACCAGCCGUGUGGCGAGCACAUGGUUCAGAACAAACUAAAGCACAAAGCACAGCUGUUCAUAAAACCAGUGCUCUAACUCUGUAGUAUCCGCACAUUUUACAUCACAGAAUUACAAUUCUAAACACAUUGCAAUUAUUACUAAAUGUGCUUGGUUACUCUUAAAUAAUUUAUAUACCAUUAAAUCAGUACAAUAAUAAUUUUGAUCUGUGAACUAAUUCCUUACAUUUUAAGUGACUCCUGUCUGAACAAUAACUGAUCACAUGAAAAUCUUUAUUUGAUCCUUCUGCCCUUUUAUUGAGCUCAACAAUGUCCAGAAUGGUUAAGCUUUCACUAUCACAUACCUUUGUUGGGAAAUUCACAGAUUGUGGUCUCAUUAUGUGAAGUUGACCAUGAAGCAUUUAACACAAGUUGACGUUUGAGAUGUGAUUUUUAAAUGAAUACACCAACAACAAGGGGCCAGAGUCAUGUAUAAUUAAUCACAUUUUCAAAGAUUUAGAGCAGUGAAAGAUUUGAAUAAAGUAAAAAUGUUAACACUUCCCAUUGGCAUUUAAACAUUUUCAUACAUUAAAUACAAACCACCGGCCAACAUAACAAAAUGUUUCCUAGAUCACUCAUUAAUAUUUUGAAUAUGAACAUAAUGCACAACCUAUACAUGUGCUGGCAUUUAUAGUUUUUGAAUUUCCUAUAAAUCCCACACAGUCCAACUAAAAGGUGAAAACAUUCUUUAUUAUUGGUUUGCUUUGCUAAUCAAUCAAAGUAAAUUAAGAAUGGUAAGAAUGAAGCCCAGCAAAUGUUGCCCACGCCAGCAGUGUUAAAGAAAGACACCUGUUUUAGAACCUUACUGUUUACUAAAUUUCAACCCCGAUAUCAGCGCUUAUAUUUUUUGGUUUGGCCUGAUUGCUCAUUAUUUACAGGCUGUUUCAAUAAUGACUCUUGACCAUUUUAUCUGCUAAGUGUCUUUGCAUAUAUUUUCCAUGGAGUAUUUUCUAUCUGACAGACACGGUAAUGGUGACACAUUCACUUGGCUAAACACCAAGUUGCCUCUGCCAUUAAACACACAGGAAGAAAAUGUAGUCUUUACAGCUCCUGUAACAUACAUAUAUCCACCCCCAAGCAGCAAUUAUUAAUCCCAGUUUGAUUUGUCCCCGAGAGCUUUAGCAGCUCUCCCAAGAUACAGACUAUUGACUCCUCAAUGAAUGCACCUUAACACAGCAAGCUCCGCUGUUGGCUGCUCCCUGAACCUCUUUGAAGAGCACAAGUAUUGAGGAUCCUUCAGUCGCUGUAGAUCACAGGAUGAGGCAUAUUGAUUCAGCCGGCCUGGAUUUGCAGCCAUACUCGUUUCAAGUGUUUCUCAUGUAAAUAAUUCUGGAGGGACUUUUGUCUCACAAUUGAAGCGGAGGUCCAUGUGACUAGUUUACGUCAGGGUGUACUGGAAUAAAGCACAUUUGAUAGUUGUUUUAAUGAUUAACUUAAGGCUCAAUAACGUUUUUUUCUUCUUACAUUUUUUCCCCCGAAACAGUGCAGCAUGAUUUUUUACGAAAGGUAGAGGACGUUUUACAGCUCAGAAGUGUGGCCAGACAUUUCUCAAAUGAUAAUUACUAUCAUAAAAAAGCAAAGGAUCUUUGAAAACUGAUCUGUGAAAUAAGCGUUGUGCUUUCCUUUUUGCUUCAGUUGCUUCUUGCUCUACAUAUAAUAAAUAAACAGGAGGCAUAGACCAAUCAACUAUUUUUUCCUUGAGGGCAAACCAGCUUAUACAACAAUAUCUUAAAGGUAUCAACACUGCUGUGAUAAGUGCUUAAUAUAGCAAUUUACUCUUUGUCCCCUAUUACCUGCAUCACUUUAUUGCUACUUGGCCUCAGGUUAUGAGCGUCUGAAGCCCAAAUGGUUCAUUAGCCCACUCUCUGUACAUUUAAAUAAUGAGAUGUGAUACAAUUAGACAGUAUGAAAUGUAUUUUUUUUCUGUCCUUAUUCUCAUUUAAACGGAAGUGAUAAACGUGUUCUUAGUUCAAACAUCAAUACACUGAGGCUAUAAAUGUUUGAUGCCCUUUUGGGGUUACCUGAAUUACAAAAUGUAUUAGAAGUCUUACGGUAAUACAUGUUCAACUGUGAUGCAUGGGUUUUUAAAGCCUCACCAGACUUGCCUCUAGCAAAUAACUUGUCUUUUGAAAACCAUCUCAUAUUCUUUCUCUUUUUUUUUUUUUAUGAAGUGACAUGUUUCAUUACAGCCAAUCAUGUGUGAAAUGUUUAAGUAUUCAGAGAAUGUCAUCGUGUGCUUGUGUGCAAGAGCAGGCUGAACCCAAGAGCACAGCCAUUAGGCCAUUUGUCAUCACUUUAAACAGCUUUCAAAAAAGUACACUCAUGUCCUAAAUGAAUAUGGUUCAUUCUGUAACAGUUGUGCAAACCAAAAUUAGCUGAAAAAUGGAGACAAUUAGACCAGAGAUCAUGUGGCCAUAUAAAGAAAGGUGUGAAGAAUUCUCUAUGCUGUUUAAAUCAUAUUAUCUAUUGUUGCAUUAUUGACUUACCACACUGAUUUAUUUAACAUUUCCCUCACACACUGUCUCUCUUUUACUCCCAUCCACUUUUAAUCAGAACAAAGUUUACAGCCCGUAACCUUAAUAUGCAACUGGUGUAACUUCAGGCCAUGGGGGUAAGAAGCAACCAAUGCAUUAUUAGUAUAUAGUUUAUUUCUUCGAAAGGAAGAAAGGGAUUCAUUGCAUGCUUACUUUUAUUGCUAAGCUGUGCUGUGCAGUUAUUCCUUUGGGUCUUAUGAAAUGCUAAUAUGCAAGCCUGCAUUUGCACAAACCUAUGUUCUUGUAGUUGAUGCUUUCUGUCUUGCAGUGAGGCAAAUAAAUCUCAUCAUUUAACUGAAA